UGAUAGCAAUAAUUCAAUACCAAUUUGACAAAACGUUAAUUAACAAAGUCAAUAUUUUAUUGAAAAAUCUUACGUGGUAGUACUCUCGUUCUGGAUUAUCAGAAUUUUUGAAUCUUGUUUUAUUUGUAUCAUCGGUACGGUUACUGUGAAGGUGUUUUUAUCAUCGGUGGUCUAUUUAUUUUUCUUUUCUUUUAUGGUGUAAAAUAAAAAUUUUAAUUGCUGGAUACUUCUCUUUGUGUUUUGUGGAUUAACUAGUGAUGGAAAAUGGUUUCUUGAAGAUUUACGGUUAGGAAUUUACGUUUGAAGUGCUAUUUUUAAGUUGAAGGCUCCAGCAAUGACAUUACCAUAAUCGCAUUAAAAAAAAAAAUGAACAACAGCUCAGAUAUACUUAAUAGUACAGACUUUGGGAAUACAACUGAAAAUGCAUUGUUCGGCGAAACUAACGAGACCGGCUAUAUACCGUACGAUCAAAGGCCGGAAACUUACUUUGUUCCGGUGUUGUUCUUUCUGAUUUUCGUAAUCGGCUGUUUGGGCAACGGGACUUUGGUCGUCAUUUUUCUGAGGCACAAGACGAUGAGGAAUGUACCAAACACAUACAUAUUCUCGUUAGCUUUGGCCGACCUUUUAGUAAUAAUCACCAGCGUACCGUUUACAUCGAUAAUCUACACAGUGGAAUCAUGGCCUUGGGGUUCUUUGAUUUGUAAAAUAUCGGAAACGGCCAAAGACGUUUCCAUCGGCGUGUCCGUUUUCACCCUAACCGCUUUGUCCGCAGACCGAUUUUUUGCCAUCGUCGAUCCUUUGAAGAAGUUUCAUACGAGCAGCGGAGGCAAAAAAGCAACCCGAAUAACAGUAGCUACGGCCGUAGGAAUCUGGAUCCUAGCAAUUCUAUGCGCAAUACCUGCUCUGCUAGGCUCUCACAUAAAAGAAAUACGAGACGACGAAGGUACCUUGUGCUUGGAAGUUUGCUAUCCCUUUCCAGAAGACUGGCUUAAAGGUACUUAUCCGCAACUGAUGGUGAUGUCCAAAUUUUUGGUGCUCUACAUUAUUCCUUUGAUUAUUAUUUUUGGAUUCUAUCUCAGCAUGGCUAUUUCGCUGAUAAUGAGCACUAGGAAUGUUCCUGGAGAAUUGCAAGGAAUGCAUAGACAGAUAAAAGCAAGAAAGAAAGUAGCAGUGACAGUCCUAAUUUUCGUAGCAGUGUUUGCAGUAUGUUUCGCCCCCUUGCACGCCUUCAUGCUAUUUUUCUACUUCAACGAAAACGCCCAGGAACUCUACAAUCCUUUCUGGCACUAUCUCAGAAUAGUAGGAUUUUGUUUGUGCUACAUGAACUCCUGCGCAAAUCCGGUAGCCUUGUAUUUUGUUAGUGGAGCUUUCAGGAAGCAUUUUAAUAGAUAUCUUCUAUGUAAAAAACCACUCCGUAAUCGAGGCAGUACUUACCAGCAAGCGACCUCAAUGUCACUGUUGUCGACCAAAAGAUACCAGUCGAUCAACCGUAAGCCGACCAUAUCGUUAACCAGAAGGAACACCACGACCAAUCCGCACGAAACUUCUGUCACUUUAUUGGGCAACGGGCAUGGCGAUCCGAACCCUAAUAACAAAAUACUUUGAGAAAGGUUGCGAAAGAGUCGAGACACUCUUUUGCAAACCGACGUUUUUUAAACUGCUGGAUGUAAGAAGGAAUUCUGUAUUCUGUUUUUGAGGAAUUGGAAUAUGAUUCAAGACUCCUCUACAAAUAACAACAUCUGACCUAGAUUUCGCUUGUUCACAUGCAAUUCAAUGUACAUAUAAAAUGUAUAUAAGAGUAUAUAACACAACAAUGUUAUACAGGGAAACAGUACACUUAAAAAAAAUUGGUGUAUAAAUGUAAUUUGUAAAUAUAAAACUUGUGAUUUUCGUCUAUAAUUUGAAUUGUUCCAUCCACAAAAAAAAAUAUACAUUAUGAAAAAAGUUAUCUAUGAUAUUGAGAAUUUAAUGAAAAACUAUUUUCUUUAGUGGAAAUUAAUAAAUUUCUUCCGGAAUUUUCUAUGGUGGAAACAGUAUUCCAUAGAUUUUGGUAUAAAUGAAAAGGAUUGACUAUUAUUUGUUUCUAAAUUCCGAUGAGUUUUUGCCAUAUGAACUGUCAAUCCCGUUUAGUUUUCAAAUUCUUUUAAACAAAUUUUACACUUUGUCAAAAUAUUGCAAAUUCUAAAGUUUGAUAUUUCAUUUAAAAGAGUGUUCAUUGUCUUGAUUUCCAGAAAAUAGAAGAUUAAUGGUUUUAGGAUAUUCGUCAUGUAAAAUAUCUAAAGCAAUGAAAAGUUUCAUCAUGUAUAUUUUUUUGUCAAAAUACAAAACAUCGAAAUUGUAUAAAUCGAUUUAUAUUUUACAAUAAUUAAUCCCCC
Messenger RNA from Ceutorhynchus assimilis (cabbage seed weevil), 2375 nucleotides. NCBI's taxonomy places the organism in Eukaryota, Metazoa, Arthropoda, Insecta, Coleoptera, Curculionidae. The record is from the annotation of a GenBank genome assembly.